AUUGUUGAAGAUUGAGCGGAGCAACUGUUCGUCAUAUCUGAACUAACCUUCAUUCCAACUCACACAGCAACGAGAGGUAUGAUGGGAGCCAGACAGCCGGUGUUGCGACCUAUUUGACAUGAACUAUAUUGUAAUGAUGAUCUGCGGGGGUCCAUAAACGCCAACUCUAUGGCUUGAAAUAACUCGAGUUGGUAUCAUCGGUCGAUGCUCAGUGAACCUUGAGCUUGAGCUUUAUCGGCGUCCAUUCAUUUGCACCUAGCUUCCCGAUCCAGGUCACCUCGACAUCCAAUUCCCACCUAGCAAAUCUAAUCAAUUAUAUAGUAUAGUGGUCAUCCAUACCGUCUUCAUUUAAAUUAUUAUUCCAGAUGAUCUCUAUUUAGGCUCUCCAUGAUAUCUUCACCAUUCCCAUGAAACAUGUAUCCCAUCUCUCAACCUGGCGAAUUCGAUUCUCAACCCUUGACCUACCCUCAUGACGCUAGCUUCCACCUUCCUCCAAGUUCAGACUACAUCAAUAUUGGUAUCGCCAGACGACAAUCCGCAGACACCUAUGGUAUAGCUCAGGAUACGUCAAUCACCUUGAAUUAUUCAUAUCCGCCUGUUUCAUACGACUACCCAGAGAUACAGACACAGGUGCAUUUACAUGCACCAGUCCCAGUGCCUGCUUCCUACGGCCCACCUCACCUCGAAAACUCUUCUCGUCAACAUACUCCGCCAUAUCUGGAGCAACCAUACUAUGAAGGUACAAACAAUCAUCACGUCCCCUACCCCCCAUCUUUAAAUCAAGCCCUCCAACUGCCCACCGGCGCCAGCACUACUAAUACCAAUAUCCUCGAUUAUUAUGCAAAUGCGCCGCAACUUCUUUUCCCAACCCCCUCAGAGCUUCUCACAGACCUUUCAACAGCGUCUACUCCGAUAUCUACGGCUCUCUCCUCAUCCUUGCCCUCGGCUCAACGUGAGCAAUCUCAAAGUAGCGAACAUAGCGAUGAGGCUCCUGCCUCCGCUGCACCUACCACAAGUAAGACAGAAAGUCAACGCAAGGCACGACAACGUGCUGUCGCCGAAGAGAUUGGUUUUAUUCCGACCGAUCCAGAUACUAUUUCAUCACAUGAGAAAAAACGCCACUAUUUAGAGUGUCUUGAACACUAUGUUUUGUAUUUGCACGAACAACUGCGUCUCGUCGACACUGCUCCGCUUUCGCUCGAGCGCGUUUCUACGUACCGCGGCCUAAGCUCUCGCAGCAUCAGAACCUUGCUGGUGCACAUGCAGAACACCAACCGUCGCCUUCAUGAAAAUACGCUGGACGAAGAGCAAGUGUUUCUGGAUCUCUCCACUGAAGUAAUGGUCGCGCACGGGGCAGGCUUUCCUAUUAGGCGACACUCGGUUGAUAUCAUCGAUCAGACAACUAGCAGCUACCAGUCUGGUUCCGCGAAUAUCGGCGCUACCAGAGAUGGUGAUCGUGUAUUUUUAGGGUCCGGGAUGGCGUCGAGCGGUGUGGACCAACGUCACCUCGUCUCAGAGUAAUACAGAUGACAGAUUGCCAUUCAACCCCCUGGGUUUUUCCAGUCAAGGUCGUUUGGUUCCCAUUCAAAAAAUUCCCUGUCUUUGCGAUACCUCCUUCGCAUUGAUAUCUCUUGUA
This is a messenger RNA of Suillus paluster, 1636 nucleotides long. RefSeq lists its product as uncharacterized. Bases 415 to 1521 code for a protein of 368 amino acids. The record is from RefSeq and is a predicted model, not a curated record. The transcript is spliced from 3 exons. Lineage: Eukaryota; Fungi; Basidiomycota; Agaricomycetes; Boletales; Suillaceae.